Molecule: messenger RNA, 1778 nt
Organism: Dermacentor andersoni
Lineage: Eukaryota; Metazoa; Arthropoda; Arachnida; Ixodida; Ixodidae
Product: chymotrypsin-C-like
Biological process (GO): proteolysis
Molecular function (GO): serine-type endopeptidase activity
Source: RefSeq, a predicted model, not a curated record
UUUAGCGACGACGCCAUGCGUCCCAAUUGUUUACUGCCACAGAUAACGCUGUUUCUGAUUACCUUCGUCGACAGCAGGGGUGUAGACUGUCAAGGAACGGCCAGCGAGUGCGGUAGACCCGUCGUCAUCUCUGAGCCCCCCAGGGUCCGAGUAAACGCGGAGCCAGAAGAUGCAGACCACGGCGUGUGGCCCUGGAUGGCCGCGCUGCACUUGAACGCGCCGUCGCCGACGCAAAGCCACUUCUGCGACGGUGUCCUCAUCGGUGACAACCACGUAUUGACGGCUGCGCACUGCAUAGACUCCAAGCUUUCGAGCGAAGUCCGUGUCCAUCUCGGUUCCCAUUUCACAAACCUCAGGCUGCCAGGAGAGCAGGUCAUCGAGGCAGAGGAGAUAUGCGUCCACAAGCGCUUCCGCAGUGGACAGGAAAUGUAUGACAUCGCUGUGAUCAAGUUGAAGGAAGCUGCUACCUUCAGUGAGACGGUACAACCCAUAUGCUUGCCCGAAACACAUGCGGAGCUACCCGAUAGCACGCAGCUGUAUGCAGCUGGGUGGGGAAGCGGGAAGGAAUGUGAAAACUGCUCCCAGGCGAAAACGCUAAAGCAGAUGACUACAAGUUCUAUUGCAAAUCGCCGGUGCUUGGAUUACUUCAACAAGACGGCGGACCCGUCCAUAAUGUGCGCCUACGUGAAGGAUGUGCCAUCUAUUUUCGGCGACACGGGUAGUCCAGUUGUGGGCUAUUGUGCACCGACUCACUGGGUAGUCUAUGGAAUCGUGUCCGACGGACCACGACGUGACGGCUUCGAACACUUGCCACUCAUCACUACCAAGGUUUCGCAUUACACCCAGACGUUCAUUUACCCUUACAUGGACGCCAUGAGCCCGUCCCAGGUUCAAAGGAUAUGCGCUUCUCGACCUCAAUGUGGAGUACCUUCGAUACCACCGCAGCUUGACCCUGAUGAUCGCAUUUAUGGUGGCACCGUAGCAAUGCCCGGCAGCUGGCCAUGGCAGGCUGGCAUUUACACCCACCGAUACCAGCACUUCUGCGGUGGCGCCCUUAUCAACCACAGAUACAUCCUCACUGCGGCGCAUUGCGUCUGGUCGAAGCUGUCCACAACUGUGAGGGUGCACUUGGGUGCGUAUGCUCGUGUUGCCAGAGACAAUACGGAGGUUGUGUACAAGGUCGACGAAGUGUGCGCCCAUCCACUUUUCAGGCCAAGCGCGGUUAACUCACAUGACAUCGCCAUCAUCAAACUGCGGGACAAGGUGACCUUCACGCGGACGAUAUCCCCGGUAUGCCUUCCGAGCCACAAAGAGGAACUGCCUGAGGGCGCCAAGUUCUACGUCACCGGAUGGGGCUCAACAAGAAAAUCCAAAGUCAUCGAAAAGUCUAGGGAGCUCAAGCAAGCUUUGAGUGAAGAGCUUCCGCGUAAUCACUCAGUUUGCUCUUUCCUGAGUCCUCAAAUCCUCUGCGGAAGUCACGUCUAUGGAUCAUCAUGCUUCGGUGACAGUGGUGGCCCAGUAGUGCACCGAAGCAACGGCACUUGGACACUGUUUGGCCUCGUGAGUGGCGGGCCCUGGACGUGUGGCAAUGCGUUGGAAUACCCACUGAUAUUUUCCAAGGUGUCUCACUACAUAGACGACUUCAUCCUGCCGUACAUGGAUCCGAAGACUCCGCGGAAAGAGAUUCGUCGAAUCUGCACUCUAACGUGACGCUCUUCGUAGAGCGGCGGCAUUCUAUCUUGGCUGCAGUCAAUAAAUGUGAAACCACAUUACCAUCA